CUCUUGCACCGUGCCGAGUCGACGUAUUUCACGAUGUGCGAUACCGAAACGCUAAUUCUAGCGAUUGAAAAAGUCCCAUGCUUGUGGAAUAUUACUCACGAAGAUUACCAUAACAAGGAUGUAAGGGAUUCGGCGUGGGAACAAGUAUGUAAAGAAGUUAUCAAUAAUUGGGAGUCUCAUACUAAGACGGAGCGAUUGAACAAAAGUGCCGAUUUAAAAAGGAAAUGGACACAUGUAAGAGAUUAUUAUAGAAAGGAAAUACAAAAAAAUAAAAGUAAUCCAAGUGCAAAAAAAUCGAAAAAAUACAUCUAUGCAGAUAUAUUACAUUUCUUAUUUCCAAUCUUUGAUAAAAGAACAUCGGAAAGAAACUCCGAAAGUGAUGAAUCAGAUGACAUUGUAAAAGAUGUUAAUGACAGAGAAGAAAACACCAAAGGAAGCAAAACUAUUAAUUCGCCAUCAGCAGUAGCACCACUUCUAUCUAAAACAAGCAAAAAAAGGGAUAUCAUAUAUAAAAUCGCAAGCUCACAUGAGGAGAAGGAGAAAAGGAAAGGAGUUAAACCAAAACAAGUCUUUAGAGAAGAAGACGAUGACACAAAGUUUCUUCUCAGUUUCCGAACUUACAUGAGAAGAAUGAAUGUCAAUCAAACAAUUGAUUUCAAAAUUGGUAUGCUACAGUUGGUAAAAAAAAUUAAUAUGGAAAAUGCAAACUGUUCUUCACCCAACGCUACUAAUAUUGACUACCAAUUUAGCGAUAAUACAUUAUCUUCAGAACCAAGCCCUGAUUAUAUUCUGCCGCAUAGGGACCGGUAUGAAAAACUUCCACAGUAAUACUUUCGACAAAAUAUCUUCUGCGUAACUGAAUGAGUCUAAAAUAAAUUAUCUUAAUUACCCUCUGUAGCAAACUUGCAGCACAUCGGGAAAAUCUCGUAAAAUUUGUAUAUUUUUCCAUCAACCAUCCUCAAAUUUUACCCUGACAAUGAAAAUGAGGUUGCAGCAUGGAAAGGACAAAAUUCUUAGUUCCUCAGUUUCAGGGCACCUCGACCAGAAGCAUUUGAAAAUUACGUUAAUUUUAAGCUUUACAUAUAUGUAUGUCAUAUAUUCAUUUCAAUAAUUCUAUUUUGAGUUGAAUAAUAAAGAAUUUUUCUUACCUUACCGUUA
This is a messenger RNA of Leptidea sinapis, 1158 nucleotides long. RefSeq lists its product as uncharacterized. Gene Ontology annotation, cellular component: nucleus; transcription regulator complex. Gene Ontology annotation, biological process: regulation of transcription by RNA polymerase II. Lineage: Eukaryota; Metazoa; Arthropoda; Insecta; Lepidoptera; Pieridae. Gene Ontology annotation, molecular function: DNA binding. The record is from RefSeq and is a predicted model, not a curated record. The transcript has 2 exons. The coding region runs from base 34 to 828 and encodes 264 amino acids.